AUUCUACUCGUCAAUGUCAUCGUUCUCAGUUUGGCGCCAAAGUUAGCUCUGUUCUGUGGGGUUUAUUAUUAGGGUUUCGUUGAUUUUGGUAGGGAUUAGGUUUCAUCAAUGGCUUCCUCACCUCCUUCUAAACGCCGUCGUAAAAGCCUCACUGUUGAUGGUACCUUUGAGACCUUACUUGCAACUUCUUCCUCCGUUAAUCGAUUGUCCCCUGUCGUCGUUUUCGCUCACGGUGCUGGUGCCUCUUCUUCUUCUGAAUGGAUGAUCAGAUGGAAGGAUAUGUUAGGCAAGGCAUUGCAUGCUGUUGAAGUUGUCACCUUUGACUAUCCAUAUAUUUCUGGUGGAAGGAAAUCUCCUCCCAAGGCAGAAAAAUUGGUUCCAUAUCAUGUAGAAAUUGUCAAAAGGACGAUUGCAAAGUAUCCUGGGCACCCUUUGAUUUUGGCGGGUAAAUCAAUGGGUUCGAGAGUAAGUUGCAUGGUAGCUUGUGAGGAAGGCAUUCAUGCUUCUGCAAUUAUUUGCUUGGGGUAUCCCUUGAAGGGCUUGAAAGGGGAUGUGCGAGACCAGAUGCUGUUGCAAGUUACCGUUCCUAUCAUGUUUGUACAGGGUAGCAGGGAUGCUCUAUGUCCUUUAGAGAAGUUGGAGGAUAUUCGGAAGAGGAUGAAAUCAAUCAGUGGAUUACAUGUUAUUGAUGGUGGUGACCAUUCUUUCCAGAUUUCAAAGAAAUACCUUCAAGGCAAAGGUUCGAGUAAAGACGAAGCCGAAAAUCUUGCUGCUCAGGCCCUUGCCACUUUUGUUUCUGGGUUUCUUGGAUGGCUUUAACCAAAGCUUCAUUUUCCUUGUACAAAUGUGUCUUUUUAGAGGUUGAUUUUGUAACAUAGACGGUUGUAAUGUCAACUUAUAAAUUUGCAUCUUAAAUUAUAUAUGCUAGUUUUAAUACCUCCCCUUUCUCUUUUUAGUUAGUUUUGGUCAAUAGGGAACUCAUUUUCCUUUACUGUUUUGUUUAAUUUCAUCAAUGAAAUUUCAAUCACUUUUA
Benincasa hispida (wax gourd) is the source of this 1033-nucleotide messenger RNA. Its product is annotated as alpha/beta-Hydrolases superfamily protein. Lineage: Eukaryota; Viridiplantae; Streptophyta; Magnoliopsida; Cucurbitales; Cucurbitaceae. The record is from RefSeq and is a predicted model, not a curated record.